Larimichthys crocea (large yellow croaker) is the source of this 2566-nucleotide messenger RNA. It is a transcript of the gene tgfbi, whose product is annotated as transforming growth factor, beta-induced. Gene Ontology annotation, cellular component: extracellular matrix. Gene Ontology annotation, molecular function: cell adhesion molecule binding. Lineage: Eukaryota; Metazoa; Chordata; Actinopteri; Sciaenidae. The record is from RefSeq and is a predicted model, not a curated record. The coding region runs from base 140 to 2179 and encodes 679 amino acids. Gene Ontology annotation, biological process: extracellular matrix organization; cell adhesion. The transcript has 17 exons.
AAGUCAGUCCGGUCCUGAUCCUGGAGGGACCGCAGGCUGCGGAGGCAAAGGGGAAGUUUGAACGAAAGAAACAAAGAGAAGAAGAAGAAGAAAGAAGAAGAAGAGGCGGAGAUCCAUUUCUGAUCUGGUCCAGUCCAAGAUGAACCUGUGUGUCCUGGUUCUGGGUCUGUCCCUGGUUCUGACCGUCUGUGUGGCCCGGUCUCCGUACCAGGCGGUCCUGCAGCACAGCCGGAUCAGAGGCCGGCUGCAGGGUCCAAACGUCUGUGCCAUGCAACAGCUCAAAGGAACCGACAAGAAAUACUUCACCAACUGCAAACAGUGGUACCACCGCAAGAUCUGUGGGAAACCCACUGUGAUCACCUACGAGUGUUGUCCUGGUUAUGAGAAGAUUCCCGGGGAGAAGGGCUGUCCUGCUGCACUGCCUCUGGUGAACAUCUACAACACACUGGGCGUGGUCGGAGCCUCCACCACUCAGAUGUACUCUGAACGAGCCAAACUCAAGGAGGAGAUUGAAGGUCCAGGAAGCUUCACCUUCUUCGCACCGAGCAACAAGGCCUGGACCGCCCUGCCCACGGAGAUCCUGGACGCUCUGGUGAGCAACGUAAACAUCGAGUUGCUGAAUGCUCUUCAUUACCACAUGGUAAACCGCCGGCUAACCUCUGAGGAGCUCAAACAUGGAUCCUCCUUCGCCUCCAUGUACCAGGACUUCCCUGUCCACAUCCAACACUACAGCAAUGGGAUUGUGACAGUGAAUUGUGCUCGUCUGAUCAAACCCGACCAACAUGCCACUAACGGCAUUGUGCAUGUGGUUGACCGCGUCAUCACCGCAGUCUCAAACACUGUGCAGUCGCUCCUCGACAUUGACGAAAGCCUGGAGACACUGCAGACAGCGAUGGCUGCUGCGGGUCUGACUACCAUGUUGGAGAACGAGGGUCAGUACACCGUCUUUGCUCCCACCAAUGAGGCCUUUGAGAAGAUUCCUCAGGAGACCCUGAACAGGAUCCUGGGAGACCCUGUGGCUCUAAGAGACAUGCUGAACUACCACAUCCUGAAGCAGAUACAGUGUGCAGAGUCAAUUGUGUCAGGGACUCCGAUGGAGACUCUGCAGGGCACCGUAUUGGAGGUUGGCUGUGACGGAGACCAGAUGACCCUGAACGGGAAGGCCAUUAUCACCAAGACAGACCAGCUGGGAACCAACGGGGUCAUCCACUUCAUCAAUGAGCUGCUUAUCCCUGACUCAGCUAAAGUUCUUCUGGAGCUAGCUGAAGGUUCAUCUGUUGCAACGGUGACCAGGCUGUUUGUGGAGGCAGGUCUGACACCUUACCUGACCGGCUCUGAGGCUCUGACUAUGCUCGCUCCUCUAGACGACGCUUUCAAAGGCAGUCUGACGAUGACGCCUGAAAUGAGGAAGCUGAUGACCAAUCACAUCGUGAAGGAGCAGCUGUCCUCCAAGUCUCUGUAUCACGGUCAGGAGCUGGAGACGCUCGGAGGACUCAAACUCAGAGUGUUCGUCUACAGAAACAACCUCUGCAUUGAGAACGCUUGCAUUGCUGCUCAUGAUAAGACUGGACGUUAUGGCACCAUGUUCACCGUGGACAAAGUCCUCAGUCCGCCAACGGGGACAGUCAUGGAUGUGCUUAAGGCAGACGACCGCUUCAGCCUCCUGGUUGGAGCCAUCCAGACUGCAGGUAUGACGGAGCUGCUGAACCAGCAAGGAGAGCUCACCUUCUUUGCCCCGACCAACAAUGCCUUCACUGCCAUAAACCAGCUCGAGCUCAACAGACUGAUGCGUAACCGUCAGGAGCUGGCAGGUGUGCUCAGGUAUCAUCUGGGUGAGGGCAUGUUGGUGAGCGGAGGAGUUGGAUCUCAUACCAGAAUCAAACCUCUGCAGGGAGACAAGCUGGAGCUUGGCGUGAGGAACUACACUGUGUAUGUCAACAAAGUCCCAGUGGCCGACGCAGACCUGAUGGCGACUAAUGGAGUCGUCCACGCUGUCAACAGCAUCAUCAAACCUCUACCUCCGAAGGUGGACCGGGACCGGGAACAGGCUGAUGGACCUGCAGCUCUUCUCAGACCGGCUGCAUCCUCUUUGGCCGACGCCAAGAGAUUCAAGAACGAUGAUCUCUUCCAGAAGGUGGUCCGGAGUCGCUCCAGCAGGACGAUGAACAAGAGUCAGUAAAAAACUCGAGAAGAAGAACUGGAUGUCUGAAGAACGUCAGCUGAACAUCUGAAGAAUGUCUGAAGAACAGACAUGUGGUCAAAGUGUCAAAGAUGGCAGACAGAAAAAUCCUCCUGAGAUCCUCCAACACCAAAAAACGAUUCAACAAUUCAUCAAACAAACGCCGUGAAACAAACAGAACAGGUUGUCAACAUGUCAGUACAUAGAAAUGUGUUUACAGAUCUGCUUCAGAGCCGGGUUGGUCCAAAUACUGAUCAGUGUGAUGACACCCACCUGUCAAUCAAAGCGUCCACGCUCUUAACCCUGCAUAACUUUAAGCCUUAAUAUAAUGUGAACAGGUGAGUUGUAUAUAAAUUCACCCUCAGUACAGUUGUCAUGAACGGGGAA